This is a messenger RNA of Chelmon rostratus (copperband butterflyfish), 5964 nucleotides long. It is a transcript of the gene palld, whose product is annotated as palladin, cytoskeletal associated protein. The record is from RefSeq and is a predicted model, not a curated record. Bases 1 to 4380 code for a protein of 1459 amino acids. The transcript has 21 exons. Lineage: Eukaryota; Metazoa; Chordata; Actinopteri; Chaetodontiformes; Chaetodontidae.
AUGCAGGACGGGAGUUGGAAUCAGCCACUCCCCAUCUCUCUGCUGCUGAAGGACCCGGCAGGAGGCAGGACUUUGGAGGGCGAUGGGGGUGUGUUUUCUGAGGCAUCCUCUGAUGGAGAACUCUACCUGGACUCAGUGACAGAGCUAGAUUCUGGAGAUGCAGACUUUGCAGAUCUUACUGCCUUCUUGAGCGCAGAAGAGAUCAACCAUAGCCUGGACCUGGCCCGGGAGGCCUUUGGUGACCAAUUUGAAUGUGAAGAUCCAGGCCCUUCUAAUCCUACAUCCCAGGAGCAGGCUCUCCAAAAUGUCCCCUCACUUCCUGUGCCCUCCAAGACUACUGAAAACCUCACGACAAGCCCAAACCUGCAGCACCAGACCAAAGCCCCCUGCCCAGAUGACAGUGCAGCAGUUGAAGCCUCUUCCAGCCAGAACGCCCUCCUCAGCAAACCUGUACAGGUGUCCAGCGAGGCUCCCUCCUCUACUGAGAAGGUUGUCCGCCACAAACCCAUCCAGCCAGUCUAUAAGCAGGAUAAACCCCGGCUGGUUCAUGAAGGCCUGGAGCUGAACGAUCGGGCGGCUUCAGCAACAGAGUUCUGUAGCCGGGCUGCCACGUUCAUCGAGGAGCUGUCCUCCAUCUUCAAAGGUUCUGCUCACUUGGAGCAGCAGGUGGAGGAGGACUCCUCCUCUCCCGAUAGUGGCUAUCUUUCUCCAAGGAGUCGGCGGCCAGUCCCUCAGGGAUCUGUUUCUGCUCCCUCACUGCCCCCCAACCAAGAGGAACCACAGUACAGCCAGCCGGCCACCAGCCAGGAGCCUCAGCCAGGAGGCUCGGUGGGAGUGGCAGCUUCUGCAAGGUAUCAAAACUCUGGAGCUCCAACCACACAUGGACCGCUGUCUCCUCCUUGCUUCCUCCAGAAGCUGAAGAGUCAGGAGGUGGCAGAAGGAAGCCCCAUUCGUCUGGAAUGCAGAGUCACAGGAAACCCUCUGCCGCUGGUCAGGUGGUUCUGCGAAGGCCGUGAGCUGCACAACUCUCCCGACAUACAGAUCUGGAGGGAUGGUGACCUGCACACGCUGGUGAUCACUGAAGCCUUUGAGGACGACACAGGACGUUACACCUGCGUGGCUUCCAACAGUCUCGGAGCAGAUAACACCUCUGCAGAGGUUUACAUCGAAGGAGCUUCGUCAUCAGACUCUGAAGGAGAAGGAGCUUCGUCAAACUCCAGAUCGGGAACCAUGCCUCAAGUUCAGAAGAAGACCACUUCAAUGUCCCUGACAAUACGCUCUUCAUCACCUAAAACCCCUGAGGUCCUUCCUCAUCGCUCCACCUUGGUCCAGGCUUUGUCUCAGCCCCUGCAGCGGAUGCAGAGCCCAGUGUCUUCACUGUAUGGUGGGGAGGUGUCAGGUCCUCCUAUAUUCACCAAGCUGUUGCAGGAUGCCCAGGCCUCCGAGGGCCAGGUGGUGGUUCUGGAGUGCAGGGUCCGCGGAAGCCCUCCUCUGCAGGUCCGAUGGUACCGCCAGGGAGAGGAGAUCCUGGACUCCCCAGAUUUUCGUAUUCUCCAGAAAAAGCCUCGAUCUGCAGCAGAGACAGAGGAGAUCUGCACCCUGGUGAUAGCCGAGGCCUUUCCAGAGGACGGAGGUCUGUUCUGCUGCACCGCGUCCAACCCGUUUGGCUCCAUUAACAGCACGGCCCAUCUCGCCGUCACUGCAGCCGAGGACUCAUCGAGUAAUGGCAUGUCUGGUGAUAGCUCAGGGUUUGAGGAUGCAGCAGCCUUCCCCCCUCCUCCCCCACCCACAGAAGUCAGCCUCCUGGAGCUGCCACCCAAGAUGCUGCCUCAUCCCGGCACCGAGGCUUUCCAUGUCAAGGAGCUCGAGAUCUGGCCCAGCGUGUCAUCCCUGCCUCCAGUACAGAUGGGCUCAGAGAUGGAGGACAACGAUAAGGGAAAAGGGUCUCUACAGAAUGGCCAACCCCCAAAUCCACCAUCACCUCCAAGCCCGCCUAAAGCAACCACGCCACCACCCCCACCUCCACCUCCACCACUGUCUGACUUCAUGACAGAUGUCCCAGUUGCAGCCAAAAGUCCAGCCCAGGUGGCACCGGACUCACAUCCAUCCCUUGGGAAGGACGGUCCUCCGCUGCCGACCAAGCCUAAACCAAAGCUGAACGCGUCCCAGCUGAAGCAGCUGCAGGACCAGAUUCUAUUGGAGCAGCAGGAAGCAGCCAACUGGCAGCAGCAGCAGGAGAGCCAGGAAGUCCCGCCUCCACCUCAGCAACCGCCUCAGGAAGCGCCUCCACCUCCACCACCGUCUCCACCUCUCCCCCCUCCUCCCUCCUUCCAGGAGCUGGAGAGCAACGCAGCCAUGCAGGCCAGCACCUUCAACUACGCCCGGCCCAAGCAGUUCAUUGCUGCUCAGAGCCCCGGGGGCACGGGCUACGCCACCCAGUCCUCUGGCUCCUCGGGAUCCAGCCUGUCCUCCCCCCUGUCUCCUCCCACCUCACACAAGCCCUUCAGCAGGGUCGCCAUGCCCCCCUUCACCAAGGCCGCCAGCGUGGAGUCUCCCAGCUCUCCUUCCUUCCCGCCUCCGCCUCCGCCCUUCCUCAGCUCAAGUAACCUGUCCUCUCCUUUAGGCCCCGCCCAAGAUUUCCCUCCCCCUCCGCCUCCUCCCCCUCUGCCCGUCUCUUUGUCUCCAGCCCACUCAGAUGUGUCCUCGCCAUUCUCCUCCGUCCCUCCAUCUCCUGCCUCCAGCUUCCUGUCCUCAGUGCUGCCCUCCACACCUUCCUCACCUGGCAGCCCUACAGUCAACGCCCUGGGCCUUCCCAAAGGCAACGGGACUGUCAAAGCGUUCCCCAGGAAGUCCUCGGGCCCCAGGACGCCUCGCGUCGCCUCUGACUCGGACAUCCAAGGAUCCAAAGACGCCGUCAUCCAGGACUUGGAGAGAAAAUUGCGCUUUAAAGAGGAGCGCAUAAGCAAUGGACAACAGAGGUUAACCUAUGAGGAGAAGAUGGCUCGCAGACUGCUGGGUGCUGACAACGCUGCCACAGUCUUAAACACACAGGACACAGAGGAGGAGCCAGUCACGCAGGAAGACAAGACGUCUGAUAGAGAAUCUGUCCCUCAAAAGGAAUACAAAGUGUCCAGCUUCGAGCAGCGCCUGAUCAGCGAGAUUGAAUUCCGUCUGGAGCGUUCUCCGGUGGAGGAGUCAGACGACGACGUGCAGCACGAUGAAGACUCCGCCGGCCAGGGGGUGGCGCCAUCCUUCGACCAGAAACUCAAACACUACAAAGUCUUUGAGGGCAUGCCGGUUACCUUCUCCUGCAAGGUCAACGGAGACCCCAAACCAAAGGUCUACUGGUUCAAAGAUGGCAAGCAAAUCUCCAAGAGGAGCGAGCACUACAGGAUCAGCCGCGACGCCGACGGGACCUGCUCUCUGCACACUGCUGCAGCUUCACUGGACGACGACGGCAACUACACCAUCAUGGCAGGCAACCCUGAGGGCAGAGUGAGCUGCACCGGCAGGAUGAUGGUCCAGGCUGUGAACCAGCGAGGCCGGAGCCAACGCUCUGCACCUGGACACAUGCGCAGGCCCAGGUCCAGGUCUAGAGACAGCGGCGAUGAGAACGAUAACAUCCAAGAGCGCCACUUCCGCCCCCACUUCCUGCAGGCGCCCGGCGACCUCAUCGUUCAGGAGGGCCGCCUGUGCCGGAUGGACUGCAAGGUGAGCGGCCUGCCCACCCCUGACCUCAUCUGGCAGCUGAACGGACAGACCAUCCGCCCUGACUCCGCCCAUAAGAUGCUGGUGAGGGAAAACGGCGUGCACUCAUUGGUCAUCGAGCCCGUGACCAGCCGUGACGCAGGCAUCUACACCUGCAUCGCCAGCAACCGAGCCGGGCAGAACUCCUUCAACCUGGAACUCAUCGUUGCAGCCAAGGAGAUGCACAAGGCCCCUUCAUUCGCCGAGAAGCUGCAGAACACGAGCGUGGCUGAGGGUCACCCUGUGCGGCUGGAGUGUCGGGUCACAGGGGUCCCCUCCCCACAAAUCUUCUGGAAGAGGGAGAAUGAGUCAUUCACCCACAACACAGACAGAAUCAGCAUGCACCAGGACAACUGUGGCUACCUGUGCAUGAUCAUCCAGCCAGCCAUGAAAGAAGACGCUGGCUGGUACACUGUGUCGGCCAAGAAUGAAGCUGGCAUCGUAUCCAGCACUGCACGCCUCGAUGUCCACACUCAAUGGCAGCAGCCUAACCUCCCCAAGCCCAAGAAGGUGCGUCCCUCCACCAGCCGCUACGCCGCACUGACAGAGAGAGGGCUGGACGUGAAGGCGGCCUUCUUCCCCGACUCCAGCCCCCUGCAGCCCGGUGGCCUGGUGGAAAGUGACGACCUGUAGAGACCGCAGGGAGGAACGAGGACUGCGACGUCACCCACCCCCCCAAAAAAAAGACCCUGAAAGCUGCCCUCGCUCCCAGUACUCCUGAGACAAAUAUAACCUUGUCCACCUGAGGGCCUCUAUCAUUGAACUGCAGACACAGAACUAAAGGGUCGGUGGGCAGAGUGAGCUGGUGCAGCCUGGUUUUCUUAUGUUUUUAUAGUAUGACACAACCCAUUAUAUUACAGAAUUCAUCAAGCUGUUUGCCCAUGCUUCAUUUUAUCAACUGGACCUGGAAAACGAUUGAAGUGUUUACCACGAGGAUGAGCGCGUUCAUAAAAAUGCUCUCUCAUGUUUCAUGAACUGCACGGUUGACUCUGUUUUGCAAAGGGUUGUCUUUUUAAGUGCCUCUCAUGUCUGUAAAGAUAAAAAAAAACAAAAAACAACAGGUUUAAAAAUGAAACCUAGAAUUACUAUGCAUGUUGAAGCGGUGCCAUUUGAAAUACACAGACUAAUACUGUAUCUAUAUGUAGCACUGCACCGACUUUGUGUAGAAGUGGGACGUCCCGCAGGUGGAGACUGAAUGACUCAAAGCAUGCGAGCUUUGACGAAGGAGAUCACAGACUUUUAUUAUGUGGGCUUGUGUAGCACAGUGCUGAUGUCUACAGUAUGCGGAAGUAGCCGGAGUUUCAUACAGUCUCAGUGUUGUCAGGUCGUAGAUUAGCUUACAGAUAUCGGAAAAGGCCGGGCCUUACAAACAGUACGUUUAGUGUUUGAUUUAGCAAAAGAAAUGAGGUCUGGGGAAAAGGGAACGCUCACACGUGGAUGUGGUUUGUUUGUUUGUUUGUGGGUGCAGCAGAACUUGAGGAAGGUUGGAUGUAAUAGCCACAGGAAGGAGCAGCGACAGGGAAAAGCAGGUUUUUGUGAUGGACGUCUUUAAUGUGGUAAGUUAACGCUCGAUUGAGGAACGUGAGCGGCGGCAGAAAACUUUGGUGAUGGCGGGUCAUUUUUGUGAUUUUUUUUUUUUCUCCCUUCUUUGAUGGCUUAUUUUAAAAGUGUGAAUUGAAAUGUUCUCACUCGACAGAGGGUGCUGUGAAAGGUUUCCGUGUAUUUGUCACACAAAUCACAGAUUGUCCAUUUUAUUUUUGUAUGAAGAAAAACAAACUUUACUUUCCCAUGAAUCUUGACAUAAAUUAUAUCAGCAACCUUUUGUUCACUGAUAAAACAAUCUUUUCUGUAUCAUGAAGUUUUAUAAAUAUAUUUACUGCCUUAAAUCACUUUUAGGCUUAAUACAAACACAACUUCUUUGCAUGUUAUUUUUGGACACUUGUACGGUGCCAAACAACUUUUUUUUUUCCAGGAUGUAUAGAAACACAACUUUUUUCCAGUAUUCAGGGGAAGGAAACACUCGGCGCUGGUCAACAGUGGAAGGCAAUCAUCCCCUCUGUAAUACUCUACAAAGUGGACAUCUUUUUCUGUGUCUGUUCAGAGCUUGCAUCAGCUGACAGUUACUGUGUUUGCACAUUUCUAUGCCAAUCAAUGCCUGUAUAUGGAUUGUUCUCCUGAUAUUAUUUUAGGUUAUGAAAGUUAAUAAAAUUCAAACUC